AUGCCUCGUGCCAUCAGAGGCGUGCUGAUCGAGUGCGAUCCCUCCAUCAAGUCCAUCAUCGUGAACAUCGACAGUAAGAACCAUGACUUCAUCAUCGAGGACCUCGACGAGGAGCGUGUCGUCGUCAAGGAAAACAUGGUCGGCGAGCUGAAGCGGCGACUGGAGGAUCGCCUCAAGGAAAACCUUCCUCCCGUAGAAGAAUCCGGAUCCGAAUAA
Messenger RNA from Clonostachys rhizophaga, 216 nucleotides. Lineage: Eukaryota; Fungi; Ascomycota; Sordariomycetes; Hypocreales; Bionectriaceae. The record is from the annotation of a GenBank genome assembly.